Messenger RNA from Lethenteron reissneri (Far Eastern brook lamprey), 2776 nucleotides. RefSeq names its product electron transfer flavoprotein subunit alpha (gene ETFA). Gene Ontology annotation, biological process: fatty acid beta-oxidation using acyl-CoA dehydrogenase. Gene Ontology annotation, cellular component: mitochondrion. NCBI's taxonomy places the organism in Eukaryota, Metazoa, Chordata, Hyperoartia, Petromyzontiformes, Petromyzontidae. The record is from RefSeq and is a predicted model, not a curated record. Gene Ontology annotation, molecular function: electron transfer activity; flavin adenine dinucleotide binding.
GGUGCACCACGUGUUUCCGGCGAGGGCUGUCAGCUGACAGCGCUACACACGUGUGUGUGUGUGUCUGUGUGUGUUGUCCGUGUGUUGUCCGUGUGUGUCGCCCGUGUGUCCGUGGCGAUGUCGCCGACUCUGACCCCGCCCGUGCUGUGGGCGCAGCGCCACGACUCGGUGUCCCUCAAGGUGGACCUCAAGGAGGUGUCGGAACAUGAAGUGGAGUGCAGGGGCAAGACGAUCGUCUUCAAAGGCUACGGCUACGGCGCCCAGGGCCAGAACCGCUACGGGUUCUCGCUGGAGCUGCUGGAGGCGGUGGAGACGCCGGCGGCGAGCGUGCGCGUCACGCAGCGCGAGGUCGCCAUCACGCUGCGCAAGGCCGCGCCGGCCUGGUGGGCGCGCCUCACCAGCGCCGAGCGGCGCCCCAACUUUGUGAUGCCCGACUUCGACCGCUGGAUGGACGAGUCCGACGCCGAGGAGGAGCUGCGGCUCGAGGAGAUGAAGAAUAUCGGGAAGGUCACCGUGGAGUCGCGCGUCCGCAAACACCCGCUCCUCCACGUGCACCGCGGCUACCUCUUCGUCUACAACUUGGUGCAGCUGCUGGGCUUCGCCUACGUGCUCGUCAGCCUCUACGUGCCGCUGCUACUGGGACACGAGUUCUGGGGCUCGGCGCUCAAGGACGCCCACAAGGUGCUGCGCUUCUGCCAGGUGCUCGCCCUGCUGGAGGUCGUCCACCCGCUCGCCGGCCUCGUCUCCGCCGCGCUCAUCCCCACCGCGCUGCAGGUGCUGGGCCGGGGCUUCAUGCUGUUUGUGGUGAUCGGGAUGCACGAGCGCCUGAGCGCCACCAACGCCGCCUUCGCCGUCUACUACCUGUGGAGCGCCAUCGAGGUGUUUCGGUACGCGCCCACACCGCUUCUAUGUCCCUCCCCCCCCGAUCCCCUGCAACCCCACGCGGCAGGCAACGCCCUCUGCACCAUCAAGUCGAAGGACAAAGUCAAGGUGCUGACCUUCCGCGGCACGGCGUUCGAGGCGGCGGAGGCCCAGGGCGGAUCGGCCACGGAGGAGGCAGCGGCCUCCGCGCCGACGGCCGCCGGAGUGUCGCAGUGGCUGGAGCAGAGCCUGACCAAGAGCGACCGGCCGGAGCUCACCAGCGCCAAGGUGGUCAUCUCCGGAGGCCGCGGGCUCAAGAACGGCGAGAACUUCAAGCUGCUGUACGACCUGGCGGACAAGAUGCACGCCGCCGUGGGAGCGUCGCGCGCCGCCGUGGACGCUGGCUUUGUGCCCAACGACUUGCAGGUCGGCCAGACGGGCAAGAUGGUCGCCCCGGAGCUGUACAUCGCGGUGGGCAUCUCUGGCGCUAUCCAGCACUUGGCAGGAAUGAAGGACAGUAAGACCAUCGUUGCCAUCAACAAAGACCCAGAGGCGCCGAUUUUCCAGGUGGCCGACUUUGGUAUCGUGGCCGACCUCUUCAAGGUUGUGCCGGAGAUGACCGCGCUGCUGGAGACAAAGUGAAGAGAGGCAGAUUGCCCCGGGGGCGUGGUGCGGCUGGUGCCGCUGGCGCUGCUUGUGCCGUCGCCGGGGUGACCCGCCGAAUGUCGCUCGCCACUUUUCCCGCCCGUUCACCCUUGAUCAUUUUGCUGUUGUUACGUUGGCAGUGUAGUGGCGUCUUCGGGCAGAGAUUUCGGGGGUAACAGAGACACUCGCAGACUCGCACAGACUCACACAGACACGCACAGACUCACACAGAUUCACACAGACACACACAGACUCACACAGACACACACAGACACCCACAGACUCGCACAGACUCACACAGACACUCACACAGAUACCCACAGACUCACACACAGACUCACACAGACACCCACAGACUCACACACAGACUCACACAGACUCACAUAGAGACCCACAGACUCGCACAGACACCCACAGACUCACAGAGACACCCACAGACUCGCACAGACACCCACAGACUCACACAGACACCCACAGACUCACACAGACUCACACAGACACCCACAGACACCCACAGACUCACACAGACACCUACAGACUCACACAGACACCCACAGACUCACAUAGACACGCACAGACACCCACAGACUCUGACAGACACCCACAGACUCACACAGACACCCACAGACUUGCACAGACACCCACAGACUCACAUAGAGACCCACAGACUCGCACAGACACCCACAGACUUGCACAGACACCCACAGACUCACAGAGACACCCACAGACUCGCACAGACACCCACAGACUCGCACAGACACCCACAGAUUCACACAGACACCCGCAGACUCACAUGGAGACCCAAUGAGAAACUGAAAAGUGCUGGCAGUGGCUUCAUUGUCAGCACUUUCUCCGUCAGUCGCGUAUACGCACGUCCCGUGCAGCUUCCCAGUAGACAGACCGGAUGAGUGGUCAUCAUCGUCAUCAUCGUCAUCAUGGUCAUCAUCAUGGUCAUCGUCGUCGUCAUCGUCGACAACAUCAUCGUAGCCGCCACCAGCAUCGCCGUAAUCGUAGAAAAAUGAAUCCCCGACAUCGUGCGCCACAGCCACCGUCACAGGCAAUCGCCAUCGUCACCUUCGGUCGUCGUCGUCGUCAUCUUCGUCGGAUUCUUCAGUUGGCGGCCCCGGCGGGUGGUGUUGGCGCGGCUGGCAGGACGCGCCGUGUUUGGCGUGGAUUGGUGGUGGGAGCACUUGUGCCUCACUCGGUAUGUUUGUACGGUCCCGGCACACGCGCAGACACUCGCAGGUCAAUAAAGAUUUGAUUACCACUG